UUCGCAGGAAUACUAAGAAAUCCAACCAAUGGGCUGAUAAUCUUCAUUGUAAGCAUCUGUCGAAUCGCAUUAGUUCCAAUGCUGAUGCUUUGCAAUGCUCAACCACGAACACAUUUACCAGUAGUUUUCGACCAAGAUUAUGCCUACGUUAUUUUUAUAAUAAUUUUUUCUUUUACAAAUGGAUAUCUAGUCAAUCUUUGCGUCAUACAUGUUCCUUCGGUGACUAAAGACGAGGAAAAGAAACUCUCUAUGGUGCUCAUCUUGGUGUUUAUGUUUGUAAGCUUAGACGCUUGUUCUUUCUUAAGUGCUGCUAUGGUUAAAGCACUUUGAGACUUGUAAGACAAGAAUGUUAAUAAUUUCGGGGCUAUCACGGUCGGAAUCAAUACAUGAUCGUUUUCCGGGGUGGAACCGUGUUAAUUUAGUUAUUGGGGUCCACGUUUACUCACACUUUCGUAAAUGGUAUCUUCAGGAACAGGGUUAAGAAUAAGGCAAAAGAGUACGGUGCGCAAUAACUAAAUUAACACGGAAAACGAUCAUGUUGUGACAAGAAUGUUACUUAAAUUAUUCUUGUUUAUUUUUGUUUUUAAUAAGGGGGGAAGUUGUAUAUUGUUCUCUAAGAGAGUCGCUUUGUUAGAUUGUUUAGUACCACCAAGCAGAUAAUUAAUAGUGCCUAACAUAAAAAAUUAAAAUGUUUUUAAUUUUUUUAUUUAUUUUAAAAAUGUACCUUCCCUUUUAUAAAUUUUAGUUUCGAUGAUAUUACUAGUAUCUUCAUCAUUUUAUUAUCUAUUAAUUUUAUAAGUCAAGGUCUGAAGGAUUAAGAUACGUUAUCAAUGAAAUAGCAUCUCACACUAAUUUGGUUGUGACUCAGUGUGCCUGCCCUAAAUUUGGUUUGCACAUCUUGAAGUCAUGACCCGUCAAAGAGAAGAAGAUCAUGGAGCCAUCGAACGGAUGAUUGAAGAACAAUUCGACCCUCCACUUAACGACAGAUUUUAUUCCACAUAUAUGAUGUUCUACUGUCUAGGUACUGCCUCACUCCUUCCGACAAAUUUCUUCACGACAGCUACAGAUUACUGGAUGUAUAAGUUUCGAGAUCCAACCAACGAGUUCUACACUAGUGAGAACAGAACCACACUACAAGCAGAAUUCGUGUCAGAUUAUUCUAUAGUAACUCAUAUAAGCAAUAUUGUUUUUAUUGUGCUCACACUAAUAUUCAUCAAGAAAGUGAGUAUGGUGAAACGGAUAGUGGCCGCUUUGUGUGGUUCGAUGAUUAUGUUUUUUCUGACUUGCGUUUUUGUCCAAGUGAACACAGAUUCAUGGCAACUCGGAUUUUUUAUAACGACUCUAGUAAUAGCAUUUAUCCUUACUGGGUUAUGUGCCAUGUUUACCGCGACUCUUUUCGAAAUGGUGGCGAGAUUUCCACCUCGCUAUGUAAUUCCCAUAGUUUCUGGAUAUUCAGUGUGUGGUGUUUUUGCAGCUGCUUUACAGAUCAUCUGUCUUAGCUUAGAAGCCUCUUCCAAUACAACCGGCUUAACUUACUUUACUAUAGGAAUGUUCUUUAUUGUUCUGACGUUGACAGCGUUUGUGGCAAGUCUGUUAACAUCGCAGUUUUUCAGAACUAAUCUCCGUAAAGAGGUAGAAGAAUCUAUGAAAACCAAAGUUACUAAAAGGGCGAUUUUUAGUCUCAUCAACAAGCUGAAAUUCUACUUGAUCUCUAUGUUUAUCGUCUUGGGGUGUAGUAUAAUGAUACACCCAGCGGUAACAUCGCUGGUGGUUUCGAUGGAAAAAGGAAAUGGGAACAAAUGGAACGAUGUGUUUUUUGUGCCUGUGAUAACGUUUUUUGUCUACUUUGUUGUGGACUAUAUUGGAAGGGAACUGGCAGCUGUAGUGAAAAAGCCAAGCAAUGGUAUCGUAAUCUUAAUAGUGAGUUGCUGUCGAAUAGCUUUUGUUCCAAUGCUGAUGUUGUGUAAUGCUCAACCGCGUUCCCACUUGCCGGUAGUUUUUGACAAAGACUACGUUUAUAUAAUUUUUAUAGUAAUAUUUUCGUUCACGAAUGGUUAUCUUGUCAAUCUCUGUGUUAUACAGGUUCCAACAGUUACCACUAAAGAAGAGAAAGAACUUUCUAUGUUGAUCAUAAUGGUGUUCAUGUUGUCCGCUUUAGGUAUUUGUUCACUAUUUAGUCCCGCUAUGGUUAAGGCGUUGUAAAUUAUUAUCUGUUUUUCUAGUCAGUCUGAAGUACUUGUACUUACGUAGGUAAUAAAUGUUUCAGAAAGUA
Messenger RNA from Zophobas morio, 2272 nucleotides. Its product is annotated as equilibrative nucleoside transporter 3-like. Gene Ontology annotation, biological process: nucleoside transmembrane transport. Gene Ontology annotation, molecular function: nucleoside transmembrane transporter activity. The coding region runs from base 907 to 2202 and encodes 431 amino acids. The transcript has 10 exons. Gene Ontology annotation, cellular component: plasma membrane. The record is from RefSeq and is a predicted model, not a curated record. Lineage: Eukaryota; Metazoa; Arthropoda; Insecta; Coleoptera; Tenebrionidae.